AUGACUGAUUCGUACGCCAGUCCCGGCCAGCCGGCUCCCGGACAGCCGCAGGCGCACUUUGCGCCCCAGCAGCCGGGCAACAUCAACCGCAGCGACCUGGACAUCCUCGAGACCACAGCCCCGGCGCCAAUCCAUAACAACCCGUACCAGUAUGACAUGUACUCUGGAUACCCGAAUGCGGAAGACCCGUCUUCCCACUACUCUUCCGACGCUGGCGUCGGCUACUUUCAGCACGGUGACCAGUAUGGCCAACAACCAGGGCAAUACCCCGCUGACUACCCCAACCCGGGCUACGGAGACCCUGCCUAUGGCGACCCGGCUUAUCCGAACCAGCAGCAGCAGCCCUACAAGCCCCUACCAAUGCCCGGUAUGCAGCCUGUGGGGGGGCCUCUUGCCCACUCGUUUGUGCUGAAUGAGGCGCGAUCUGUCACGUCAACCCCGGCUAUGACCGACGACGGGCGCAGCAGCAUCACGAGAGAGGCAGCCAACACGCCCUCCGCUAAGCUCGAUCCCCGGAUUAUGCCCGAGGUCGAUCCGCAUAUCGCCAGCCUGUACGACGCGCAGAACGCGCCGCCGCCGGGGGCUCGCAACUUUAAGCGCUUCCAAUCGCAGCGCCGCCGCGACCUCAAGAGGAUCGAGCUCACUGCCGGAAACCUUGUCAUUGACCGCCCCGUCCCCAAAGCGCUGCUGAAGAAGUGUAAGUUCAAGGACGCUAAGGAGUUCACGCACAUGCGUUACACUGCCGUCACAUGCGACCCCAACAAGUUUAAGAGAGAGAGCUACAACCUGCGGCCGGCACUGAUGGGCCGCGAGACCGAGCUCUUCAUCGUGCUGACAAUGUACAACGAGGACGACAUUCUGUUCAACCGCACGUUUUCAGCCGUGAUGAAGAACAUUGCGCACCUGUGCUCGCGCACCAACAGCCGCACCUGGGGCCCCAAUGCUUGGGAGAAGGUCGUUGUGUGUAUCGUGUCGGACGGGCGCGCCAAGAUCCACCCGCGCGUGCUUUCAGUGCUGGGCGCCAUCGGUGCGUUCCAGCCCGACGUGAUGAAGAACACUGUGAAGGACAAGGAUGUCACGGCGCACCUGUUCGAGUACACGGCGCAGGUGUGCCUGGACGCCAACAUGCAGUACCUCGGGUCGGAGCAGAAAAUGCCCCCUGUGCAGGUGCUUUUCUGCCUGAAGGAGAAGAACGCAAAGAAGAUCAACUCACACCGCUGGUUCUUCAACGCCUUCUCGACCAUUCUCAACCCUAAGGUUUGCGUGCUCAUCGACGUCGGGACCAAACCCACGAGCACGUCGAUCUACCACCUGUGGAAGAGCUUUGACCAUGAUGAGCGCGUAGCCGGCGCCUGCGGAGAAAUUGCCGCCGACCUCGGCAAGGGCUGCAAGUUCGUGUUUACCAACCCUCUGGUGGCCGCCCAGAACUUUGAGUACAAAAUCUCGAACAUCCUGGACAAACCGCUCGAGUCGAUCUUCGGCUAUAUCUCUGUGCUCCCAGGUGCCUUCUCCGCGUACCGCUACGCCGCGCUGCAGGACACUUCUCCGGGCGUCGGGCCGCUGUCAGCCUACUUCAAGGGCGAGCUGAUGCACAGCGGCGACUCGGACAGCGGCAUCUUCGAGGCCAACAUGUACUUGGCCGAGGAUCGCAUUCUGUGCUUUGAGCUGGUUGCCAAGCGCAACUGCAACUACGUACUGCGUUACGUCAAGAAGGCCAAGGCCAUCACCGACGUGCCCGACACUCUCAGCGAGCUGAUCUCGCAGCGCCGCCGCUGGCUGAACGGCUCGUUCUUCGCGGCCUUUUACGCAAUCGUACACUGGUGGCGCAUGUUCGGUACGGCGCACAGCCUGUAUCGGCGUGUGAUGCUGACGAUCGAGUUCCUUUACCAGACGAUCAACAUGGUUUUCUCAUGGUUCGCCAUUGCCAACUUCUACCUGGCCUACUUCUUCCUUGAGCAGAACAUCAAGACCAUCCACGACUCGCGUAGACACCCAAUUGAGGGUCAGGUGCCGAUCAGCAUCAACGCUGACCCGUUCCAUGGCGGCGGCUACUACGUCAUGGAGGUAUUCCGCGAGCUGUACAUUAUCGCAUUGAUCAUGCAGUUUGUACUAUCGCUCGGCAACCGUCCGCAAGGCACAAAGGCAAUCUACCGCCUCUCAGUGGCGCUGUUCACCAUCAUCAUGAUUCUGAUUACCUACGUCGCUAUGUACGGUGUGGUCUACACGGCGGUGCAUACCGACUAUGACAAUGGAUUAGAGACGUUGCUGGACCAGGCAAAGUUCCGCGAUAUUGUCAUCUCGAUGGCUGCGACCUACGGCGUCUACUUCCUUUCAUCUUUCCUGUACUUUGAGCCCUGGCACAUGUUCACGUCGUUCAUACAGUACACGCUGUGGCUGCCCUCGUCCAUUAACAUUUUGAUGGUGUAUGCCUUCUGUAACACGCACGAUGUGUCGUGGGGAACCAAGGGCGACACCGGCCUGGCCACAGAUCUGGGUCACGCCAAGGUCGAGAAGAAGGACGGCAAGGACGUCGUUUACCUCAGCCUCGCGAAUGACGAUGCUGACAUUGAUGUCGACUAUCAGAACUGGAUUGAAAACCUGAGCAAGCCAGAGGUAAAGGCUCCCGAGAAGCGCGAUAUCAAGACAAAGCGCGAGGACCAAAACAAGAUCUUCCGCACGUCGCUUGUGCUUGCGUGGAUGUGCACCAACAUCAUUCUGGUCAUGAUCAUUUCGCGGACUGGUUCCGCGAUAUCACCACGACAAACGAUCUAA
Molecule: messenger RNA, 2772 nt
Organism: Kickxella alabastrina
Lineage: Eukaryota; Fungi; Kickxellomycota; Kickxellomycetes; Kickxellales; Kickxellaceae
Product: chitin synthase-domain-containing protein
Exons: 2
Coding region: 1-2772 (923 amino acids)
Cellular component (GO): cell periphery; cell septum
Molecular function (GO): chitin synthase activity
Source: RefSeq, a predicted model, not a curated record